AUGGGAAAGACAAAUCUCGAAUUGGUGCAUGAAUGCGACAAAUUCCCAUACUAUGAAGAUGACCGGGCCUUCUAUGCGGCUCACCUCAAGAACUUCCACGCUUUCAAGGUAUCCGGUUGUGAUUCUGUCCUCGGAUACAUCCUCAAUUCAGUAGUGGAAAAAUUCUACUGGCCCGAAGACUGCUGGAGCAUCGACUCUACAAACCAGACCGUCACACUCGUCACCCCUCCCGACGCGACAGCCGAUCAGCGAAGUCAGCUAGUUGCCAAAACUCUUGACGAAGCAGUCAAGAGGGGCACGUUCGAGAUCCUGAAAGGAUGGCGAAACGAGCUGUACCCCGUCUACGGUCCGGGCGGGGAGUUCCUCCUGGAAAUGGAACGGAGCGCAAGCCCGCUCUUCGGCAUCGUCUCGUACGGUAUCCACGGUACUUGCUAUGUUGAGGACGAGAAUGGGCUGCGCAUCUGGAUCCCGAGACGGUCCCGCACGAAACAGACAUAUCCUAGCAUGCUCGACAACACCGUGGCCGGGGGGAUGAGCACGGGUGAGAAGCCGUAUGAAUGCCUCAUCCGUGAGGCAAUGGAAGAAGCCUCUCUCCCCGAGGACGUCAUGAGGAAGACUGCUAUCUCCGUCGGAUGUGUUACGUAUUUCUAUGUGCGGGAUUCGCGAGCCGGCGGUGAAACCGACCUUCUACAGCCCGAGGUAGAGUACGUCUACGACAUGAAGCUCAGCGCCGAUAUCAUUCCCAAGCCUGGGGAUUCGGAAGUCGAGGAAUUCAAUCUCUAUACCGUCGAGGAAACAAAGAAAGCCCUGGCGAAUGGAGAGUUCAAGCCCAACUGCGCUGUUGUCUUGAUCGAUUUCUUCAUCAGGCACGGUAUCCUGACGCCUGAAAACGAGCCUGACUACAUGGAGAUUGUCGCACGGAUCCACCGUCGCUUGGAGUACCCAACAGCAUCGCAUGCCACGAAGUGA
Molecule: messenger RNA, 969 nt
Organism: Aspergillus clavatus NRRL 1
Lineage: Eukaryota; Fungi; Ascomycota; Eurotiomycetes; Eurotiales; Aspergillaceae
Product: thiamine pyrophosphokinase-related protein
Exons: 2
Coding region: 1-969 (322 amino acids)
Molecular function (GO): 8-oxo-dGDP phosphatase activity
Source: RefSeq, a predicted model, not a curated record